AUGGCAGAUGGGGCUCAGGCCAACCCCAAAGGGUUCAGGAAGAAGGCGCUGGGUAGACACACCUCUGUGUCGAGAGAACCAAACCUCAGGGCCCCUACACCUUUGAGAACGUCCAGAUCUAGCCUGGGCGUGAAGUUCUUCACUAUCGCCAUCCUGGCUGGCAGUGUCCUGUCUGCGGCCCACAGCAGCCUGCUCAACCUCAAGUCCAUGGUGGAAGCCGUGACCGGGAGAAGCGCCAUCCUGUCCUACGUGGGCUACGGCUGCUACUGCGGGCUGGGGGGCCACGGCCUGCCCAUGGACGAGGUGGACUGGUGCUGCCAUGCCCAUGACUGCUGCUACCAGAAGCUCUUUGACCAGCGCUGCCACCCCUACGUGGACCACUAUGAACACACCAUCGAGAACAGCAUGAUUGUCUGCAGUGAGAUCAACGUGACCGAGUGCGACCAGCAGACCUGCGAGUGUGACAAGAGCCUGGUCUUGUGCCUGCAGAACCAGACGUACAACGAGGAGCAUCGCAACUACCUCAACAUCUACUGCCGGGGCCCCACGCCCAACUGCAGCAUCUACGAGCCGCCCCCCGAGGAAGUGGCCUGCCCACCCAUCUCCCUAGCGUCUCCGGUGCCCCCUUAG
Condylura cristata (star-nosed mole) is the source of this 630-nucleotide messenger RNA. It is a transcript of the gene PLA2G2F, whose product is annotated as phospholipase A2, group IIF. The record is from RefSeq and is a predicted model, not a curated record. The transcript is spliced from 5 exons. Gene Ontology annotation, biological process: arachidonate secretion; negative regulation of T cell proliferation; lipid catabolic process. Gene Ontology annotation, molecular function: phospholipid binding; calcium ion binding. Bases 1 to 630 code for a protein of 209 amino acids. Lineage: Eukaryota; Metazoa; Chordata; Mammalia; Eulipotyphla; Talpidae.